Salvia hispanica is the source of this 2424-nucleotide messenger RNA. NCBI's taxonomy places the organism in Eukaryota, Viridiplantae, Streptophyta, Magnoliopsida, Lamiales, Lamiaceae. The record is from RefSeq and is a predicted model, not a curated record.
UUUGACUGAUAUACCAGUCACAUUCCAAAUGGAGCUUCAUACUGCAACAAUGACUCUGUUUCUGCUGCUAUGCUUUUUCUUGGCUAAUGCAGCUUCAUCACAUAAAAAAUCCACCUACAUUGUCCACAUGGAUAAAACCUCCAUGCCCAAACCUUUCUCCUCUCACCAUUUCUGGUAUUCCUCCCUUCUCAAAUCCACCAAUCCCAACCCAAAGCUUCUAUACAUUUACGACCACGCUUUCUGCGGAUUCAGCGUCUCCAUCUCCCAAACUGAGCUCCAAUCACUAAAGCACUCCCCAGGAUUCGUGUCCGCUUACCCCGACUCUGCUGUCACCCCAGACACCACCCACACCCCUGACUUCCUCUCCCUCAACUCAGCCUCCGGUCUCUGGCCGGCCUCACACUACGGCAAAGACGUCAUAAUCGGAGUCAUCGACUCCGGAAUCUGGCCCGAGAGCCCCAGCUUCAGCGAUCGUGGGAUAACUACUCAAGCCCCUGCUAAAUGGAAGGGAGUCUGCGACGGCGGUGCAGGAUUCAACUCUUCGCUCUGCAACAACAAAAUCAUCGGAGCUAGAUACUUCAAUCAAGGCUGGAAAGUGUCGGGCACCUUUGAGGUGCCCGACACUGCAAGGGACGACGACGGCCACGGCAGCCACGUCUCGUCCAUUGCAGCCGGAAACUUCGUGGAGGAGGCCUCCUUCUUCGGGUACGCCACUGGGACCGCGAGAGGGAUGGCGCCGCGGGCCAGGCUGGCCGUGUACAAGGCCCUCUGGGGCGGCAGCAGCGUCUCGUCGGAUGUACUCGCGGCGAUGGACCAGGCUGUGGCGGAUGGAGUCGAUAUACUCUCGAUUUCUUUGGGUGUUCUAGAAAUUAAUUUGUAUGAGAGCCCUCUUUCAAUAGCUAGCUUCGGAGCGAGGGAGAAGGGAAUCGUGGUUUGUAUAUCGGCUGGAAAUCGAGGCCCGGGUUCUCGGACUAUCCGAUCGGGAAUCCCCUGGGCGGUGAUAGUUGCUUCGGGCACCGUUGAUCGUUGGUUUGCCGGAAAUUUGACUCUAGGAAAUGGGAAAACGAUCACCGGAUGGACCACAUUCCCGGCUAGGGCGAUAGUCCGCAACCUGCCUAUCGUGUACAACCAGAGCUUAUUCGGUUGCACCGCAGCUGAGCUAGCGGAGGCGCCGGAAAAUAGCAUCAUUGUCUGCAACAUCACCGUCGGAGACACGGAUUUCGACACCGUUAUGGGAGACUUAUCCGAUUCCAAUGUGAAAGCGGCUAUAGUGAUAACGGAAGACGCAUCCAUUUUCCGAUUCAACGCGUUUCCUCACCCUGGAGUCGUGAUCACGGCUGCGCAAGGACGACAAGUGGCGGAUUACGCGCUGAGCAGCGCUACCCCGACAGCGAGCAUCGAUUUCAAACAGACCAUUCUCGGCAAAGAGCCGAGAGCCGCGCCGGCUCUCUCAGAUGACUCGUCGAGAGGCCCGGGGCUAAACUAUGAGGGCAUCCUGAAGCCCGACUUGAUGGCGCCGGGAGUAUUGAUCUUGGCAGCGUUUCAUCCUCAGCUUAUGGCCGCAAGUAUCGGUAGAAAUAUCGACCUCGCAACCGACUACAACCUCCUGGCGGGCACGUCAAUGGCGUGCCCGCAUAUCUCAGGGGUCGCGGCGCUUCUCAAAGCCGCGCACCCUGAGUGGAGCCCCGCAAUGAUACAAUCUGCUAUGAUGACCACCGCCAAUCCUCUGGAUAAUACCAACCAGCCCAUUCGGGCACAUGAUGGCUCGGUGGCCACACCGUUUGGCAUCGGGUCGGGUCAAGUUGACCCGAACCGGGCGCUUGACCCGGGCCUUGUUUAUGACGCUUCCUUGCAAGAUCUUGUGAAUCUAGUUUGUUCCAUGAACUUCGCUCGCAAUCAGACUCAGACGAUCAUAAGGUCGAGCUACAAUUGUUCGAAUCCAUCCUCGGACCUCAAUUAUCCGUCGUUCGUGGCUCUGAUUCGUGCAGCGGAGAUCGGGAGGACGCUAACUCGGUGGUUCCGUAGAAACGUGACAAAUGUAGGCGAUGCGGCCACAUAUAGAGUUAUGGUGGAGGCGCCGGUGAACACAACAGUCGUAGUUCGGCCUCAAACUUUGGUGUUUAAGAAGAAAUACGAGACAAUUAGCUAUUAUCUCACGAUUCAAUACAACGCUGACAUAAGGAUUCAACACAGGGAAGGUGCAGUGAUUUGGAUCGACCAAGCUGGCAAGUACCGAGUGAGAAGUCCGAUUAUGGUCGCCGCCGCCGCCGACAACUUCGAAUAAUGCGACAAUAAUUACAAGUCCAAUCAUGGUCUAUUUUAACCAAUAAUGAUGUUAUAAAAUGUACUACUCCAUUACUUAAAAUAAUUCAGAGCAAGUUACAUAAAAUAUUCCCAAAAUAGAAUGCUUUGUAUCUAAUUUUC